Messenger RNA from Mycetomoellerius zeteki, 431 nucleotides. RefSeq names its product ubiquinol-cytochrome C reductase complex subunit oxen (gene ox). Gene Ontology annotation, cellular component: respiratory chain complex III. The record is from RefSeq and is a predicted model, not a curated record. NCBI's taxonomy places the organism in Eukaryota, Metazoa, Arthropoda, Insecta, Hymenoptera, Formicidae. The coding region runs from base 157 to 336 and encodes 59 amino acids. The transcript is spliced from 2 exons. Gene Ontology annotation, biological process: mitochondrial electron transport, ubiquinol to cytochrome c.
ACUCUAGCCUAUGACCUAUGGUCUGCUGCCUGUAGUGUAAGAUUUAUAAUCGUAAGAAAUUGCUCCGACAUUGCACAUUAGCUUUCUAUUCUAAUUGUCUCACGAGUAUUUUUCUUAAACGAGGACUCUUCAAAUAACAGAAAUUAAAAUAUAAAAAUGGGAUUCGGUGGCACAUUGUACAAUCUCGUUCUCAGACGGACAUCCACAUUCACGGUCGCCGUUUUAGCCUCCGCUUUUAUAUUUGAAAGAGCAUUCGAUAUGGCCUCCGAGAAGAUUUUUGAUACUAUUAACAAAGGGAAACAAUGGAAGGACAUCAAGCACAAGUAUGAAAAUUAAAUGGGAUAUUUUAGGAACGAUAUGUGUUAGAGAGAUCUAUGUUUAAUAGAUGUAUUCUACCUCUGGAUAUGUAAAUAAAUAACAAAUUACAUGAA